This is a messenger RNA of Diabrotica virgifera virgifera (western corn rootworm), 3217 nucleotides long. Its product is annotated as zinc finger protein ZFP2-like. Gene Ontology annotation, biological process: regulation of DNA-templated transcription. The transcript has 2 exons. The coding region runs from base 253 to 2304 and encodes 683 amino acids. Lineage: Eukaryota; Metazoa; Arthropoda; Insecta; Coleoptera; Chrysomelidae. Gene Ontology annotation, molecular function: RNA polymerase II cis-regulatory region sequence-specific DNA binding; DNA-binding transcription factor activity, RNA polymerase II-specific. The record is from RefSeq and is a predicted model, not a curated record.
GACAUUUGUUUUGGCAGAUGUAAUUUUAUGUUGUUUAUGUUUGAUUUAUUUGAAUAAUUUCUUAUUUUCCUGAGAUGUGUAGUAAAUUUUAAAAUCAAAAAUAAGAAAUCCUGUCUUCAAUUAUUGUUUCUCAAGAAUGUGAUACACAUAUAUCAUGUGUUUUCACUAUUUUUGCCUAAUGUUUGAUAUAGGCUCAUUGUGAUGGUUUUAAUUUAAUUGAACUACUUCAGUGACUUCCCUCUAGAAAUUAAAAUGGAAAGUGAACAAUGUAAUAUGUUAAAUGAAAAUGUUCAACAAGAAACUAACAUUCUUGUUAGUUCAAUUAAAUUAGAAGUGAAAGCCGAACCACCUGACAGUUCAGAUUUGUGGGACUCUUUAGAUCCUCCCACUGUGGAGCCUGAGUAUGUACAUGUACACUUUUUAAACCAAGAAACAAAUCAAGAUUUUAUGAAACACAAGCAAUGCAAUGGGGAUAUUGUCAUCAAAAGUGAACCAAAUUUAUUCUGUGAUAACCAAUCUGUGGACGAAGGAAAACUAGAACUACAAAAGGUGAAAGAAGAAUUGCCUAGUGAGGAAUAUGAUAAACUUACAAAUUUUGAAGAAGUUAUGUUAACUGAGGAAUGUAAUCUUCCAAUUAAAUCUGAGGCUGACUUAGAAGAAAAAACCUCCAGUAAUUAUCACCCUCGAGCUGUAUCAAAUCAAAAGCAAGAGAAGUUUUUUUAUGCUUCAAUAAAAGAGUAUAUUACCAAAACAAAAAAUGAUAGAAGGAAGAAACUUAAAAAUGCAAAGUCCAUUAUCACAUGUCCAUAUUGUGGCAAAUGGUAUUAUAGGAAAAAUGAGUUACUGAAACACUUUCUAAGUUAUCGUGUAAAGAAAAGUGUGUUUGUUAAAAGAUUUAUGCACAAAAAUGACAAUAUUUUAACCAAUAUGAAAGAUGGAAACUCCAACAACAAGCCUGCAACGGAAAAGAAAGUAUCAUCAAAAGUGGCAUGUAAACUGUGCUCUAAACUUGUAGACAAAUAUUAUAUGAAUGCACACAUAUUAGUUCAUAACAACAAGCCUGCAACGGAAAAGAAAGUAUCAUCAAAAGUGGCAUGUAAACUGUGCGCUAAACUUGUAGACAAAUAUUAUAUGAAGGCACACAUAUUAGUUCACACUGGAGAAAAGAGGUUUCAAUAUCAAUGCGAAAUAUGCUUUAAGACAUUUCAAUCUAAUUCCAUAAAAAACCAUAUGUAUACUCACUUAGAAGAAACACCUAUGAAAUGUACGUUUUGCUUUAAAACCUUUAGGAGAACCGACAACUUUGAGGCCCACAAAUGUUUUGAUUUUGAGGAAAAAGUAUUUAAAUGUCAUUUAUGUUCAAAAUCUUUUAAACGAAAGUUUGUUUUAACUGCACACAUGUAUACACAUACAGGAGGACGGAAAUACCAUUGUCCGCUCUGUCCAAAAGUGUUCAGGCAACAGUCAACAAAAAAUGACCACAUACUCAUUCACAUGGGAGAAAAGCAAUUCAAAUGUAACAUUUGCCCGAAGAGUUUCGUUAAUAGAAACCUGUUACGAAGACACAAACUUUACCACUCGGACAUCAAACAGCACAGUUGUAUAGUUUGUUCCAAAAGUUUUAAAACGAAAAUGUGUUUAAGGCGGCAUAUGAGCCUGCACAACAACACAACCAAAUUUCAAUGUAACAUUUGCUUAAGAGAAUUCAAGAAGAAGAAUUCAUUGCAGUGUCACAUGUCCAUCCAUACCGGUAACUACAAAUUCAAAUGUGGAUAUUGUGAUAGAUCUUUUUCACGGAAACAACCACUUCUUACACACGAGUAUAACCACACUAAUAAAAAACCGUAUCCAUGUGACAUGUGUCCAGAAGCUUUCUUUUCAAGUACAGCUUUAAAGAACCACAAAAUUUUUCAUGCUGCUAGUGAUGGUAAAGACGACAAGCCAUUUAAGUGCGAUAUAUGCAUUAGAGAGUUCAAAUUGAUUUCAUCGUUAAAGAAUCACAUAAAAAACGACCACACAGGCAACAAACCCUUCAAAUGCGAAGAAUGUCUCAUACAGUUUGCCACGCAAGAUUCCCUAGACAAACACAUUGACAAAUUUCAUACGAAAAAGCAGUUUGAGUGCAAAAUAUGUGGGAGAAGUUUCUCCCAUAGGAGCACUAUGAAUAAACAUAUCAGGGUCAAACAUAAUCCUGAUGGAAAAGCUCCUGUCGAAAAAAAGUUCGAAUGUGAAUUUUGUAGUAAGAAAUUCGUGUUUGAAGGUAGCAUGAAGUAUCACGUGAAAAUGCUUACAUGUAUGAAGUAAAGUAACUAACUUAUUUUGACUUUUUCUGGUGUGGAAGUUGAUAAUGUUCGGUCCAGUACCCAACUACCUCCAGCAGUUAUUGCUCGUCAAGUCAUCAAGGCCGCAAGUUUUUGUGUUUAGUAUGUACCACUUUAUUUGGUGCCACGCCGAUUCUUAUUCAGUUUGGUGCUGUUCGUACUGGCCACUUGGAGUUUGCUGCACUAUGCAUCUCCUCGAUGAGUGGAUAAUUAAUAUACCUUGCAGGGCCACAUCCAAAAAUUUGGUGCCGAAAUUUAAUCUUUUGGACUUGUCUGCUCAUUGACUCAAUUGUUCACUUGGUCCUUUCCAUGAGGUUGUGUGCUUUUCUGUGGCAGUUUGUAAAGUUCUCUACUAGUGUUGGCCUUCAUAUGAUGUAAGUUUGAAUACUGUUCCGAAAUUCUUUGAUUCUUUUGAAAUCUUAAUGUGACUAUUUUUAUUAGGAAUAAAGGAAUUAUAGUCUGCAUGUUUCUAUCAGGAUGAGAACUGUUUUGGCGUGUUAACCUGGACCAAUACAUACUGACAUAGAAUAACGGAGUGCAUAAGCAGUGGCUCUAAAAACGGUCCUACUAUUUAUGAGUUUUCUGAGGAUAUUGAUUCUAGCUGCUACUUUCAAACAUGUUUUUUUCCCAAAGUCAGUGACCUGUCUAGCAUGACGCCAAGAUAGACUGGUUUCUCUGUGUAUUCGAGACACACAAAUCCAUCGUAAUUUUUGUUUUUUUAUUGGUUUCGGUUUUUUUGCACUCGUGACGAAGCUAUAUUUAUAUAAAUGCAUUGCACGUUGAAAAACAAAUCAUUUGACACUAAUGUCACGGAGGCCCAAUGUUAUAGAUUAGAUUUUAUAUAUAAAGUAAAAUAUGUAAAUAUAUAUUAUUUAUCGAAAUAAAGAUUAACUAGA